Enterobius vermicularis (human pinworm) is the source of this 570-nucleotide messenger RNA. The record is from the annotation of a GenBank genome assembly. Lineage: Eukaryota; Metazoa; Nematoda; Chromadorea; Rhabditida; Oxyuridae.
AAAGAAAAGGUGAAUCCAUUAUUACAUUCUAUCAAUAAUGAAUUUACUCGGAAAGCUGGCAAAGAGAUGGAUGAUUUGGAGAAGACGCUUGAAGAAGAGUUAGCAAAGCACUUUUCUCUGCAGUUUGAUAUUCGGCAAUAUGAAAAUCUUCCUGUGGAACUUGAAGAUAACCAGGUUGCACCCUUGAGCAAGCUGGGUCGUGUGAGUAUGCUCAAUCCGCAAGUGGUAUCUGUUAAUUUCACUGAAAAUCCAGCUGCAUUGAAGCCGGCUAAACUAGCAAUUGAAAAAUCUAAUCUUGAAGUGAGCCCGCAACAGGAUGGUCUCUCUCUCUUCAUGCAUAUUCCAAAACUAACUCGGGAGAGGAGGGAACGGCUUGCAGCGUCUGCAAAGAAAACCCUUUUCAAUGACUACAAAACUGCCUUAAAUGAAGUAAUUGACAAAGAUAUGAAAGCUGAAGAUGAAAGAAGGAAAACGCAUGCAGCACUGCUGGCAAUGAAGAGACAACGAGAAGCUAAGGGACUAGAAAGGAUUGAAGCCGCAAGGGCAGUUUUACUCAAAGAAGUUGCCUAA